Messenger RNA from Nematolebias whitei (Rio pearlfish), 1511 nucleotides. It is a transcript of the gene smpd2b, whose product is annotated as sphingomyelin phosphodiesterase 2b. The record is from RefSeq and is a predicted model, not a curated record. Gene Ontology annotation, cellular component: cytoplasm. Bases 63 to 1394 code for a protein of 443 amino acids. The transcript is spliced from 11 exons. Gene Ontology annotation, molecular function: sphingomyelin phosphodiesterase activity. Lineage: Eukaryota; Metazoa; Chordata; Actinopteri; Cyprinodontiformes; Rivulidae.
CCUACGUGAAGAAAACCUGCUGCGGAGUCCCUCCUGAUCUGAAACUUCUCCCGAUCUCCAAAAUGGCUAACGCAGACUGUGUCGGUGUGAGAGUCCUUUCUCUGAACUGCUGGGGGAUCCGCUAUCUAAGCAAACUCUGUUCUCAGCGCUAUCAAAUGAUUGCAGAAAUGUUGUGCAAGGAGGAGCAUGAUAUUGUCUUACUACAAGAGGUGUGGAGCGAGAAGGACUAUCUAUACUUGAAAAAGAAACUUGCCAGCAGUCAUCCUCACUCUCAUUACUUUAAAAGUGGAGUCAUAGGCAGCGGACUGGCCAUUUUUUCCAAACACAGAAUCCAUGACCCAUUUCUUUAUCGCUAUUCAUUAAACGGUUAUCCCUACAUGGCUCACCAUGGGGACUGGUUUGGAGGUAAAGCUGUUGGAAUGGCAAUCUUAAAUAUUGGAGGCCUGAUUGCAAACAUUUAUGUUACACAUCUGCAUGCAGAGUACUGCAGAGAGAAGGACACUUACCUAGCUCACAGAGUGGUGCAAGCCUGGGAGCUGCAGCAGUUUAUCCGUCACACCUCAGCUGGAGCAGAUGUGGUCAUUCUAGGAGGUGACCUCAACAUGCACCCUCAGGACCUUGGCAACAGACUACUGAGAUCUUACACGGGACUGCGAGACUCCUACUUGGAAGCUGCUCAGUUUGAUGGUUGUGAAAACGGUAUAACUCUUAUAGCAGACAACCCAUUUAUAAGCAAAAAGGAGCUCAUCCCCUUUGAGAAGGGCAUUCGAAUCGAUUACAUCUUGUUCAAGGGAACCUCCAAGACCAACAUUUAUUGCGAUUUCAUGUCCACCACCAAAGGCUCCGUUCCUGACCAUCCGUUCCCGUACUCUGAUCAUGAGGCACUCACUGCUCAGCUGCGACUCAAGUCCAGUGUUGCAGCUGAGGCUGGAGGUGACAAACAACCAACGGCUCAAGACUCUCCUGCAGGGAAGCUGGCUGAGCUGGUUGACAUAGUGACAGAGGCUCGCACUGAGGUCAAAGUGGGCCUGCACUGCGCUGAGAGGAUGCGCUACACAGCAGCACGAACAGGAGUGAUGGGGCUGGUGCUGCUGUUCCUGGAGUUGGCCAUCGCAGCCGUUCCCUGCUUCGCUCUGGGACCCGAGCAGCCUUUCCCUCGUACCUCCUUCUACCUGCUGGCUGCUCUGUGCUUCGCCAUCCUGCUGAGCACCACUCUGCUCUACAUCUUUUACACAAUGGAGCUGAAGGCUCUCCAGGGAGCUGAAGACCAGAUGAGGCUGGCUGUAGGGAGUCUGCAAGAGAAGCUCAGAGGUUUUCCUUCGGGUCCACCUCACAACGCCCCACUAAGGCCUCCAGAGGGGGAAAAACCGAAUGCUUUGGAACCAGAGGAAUAACUUCAAAGUAGGCUUUUAGAACGAGGGCUUUGAAGUCAGCUUUAAGAGUGACCUUUAGUCUGCUCCUGUUAAUCUGUUUGUGCUUUUGAGAUUUAGAUUUCUGCUGCAAAAUGAUGA